This is a messenger RNA of Eufriesea mexicana, 286 nucleotides long. It is a transcript of the gene RpL39, whose product is annotated as ribosomal protein L39. Bases 62 to 217 code for a protein of 51 amino acids. The record is from RefSeq and is a predicted model, not a curated record. NCBI's taxonomy places the organism in Eukaryota, Metazoa, Arthropoda, Insecta, Hymenoptera, Apidae. Gene Ontology annotation, molecular function: structural constituent of ribosome. Gene Ontology annotation, cellular component: ribosome; cytosolic large ribosomal subunit. The transcript has 3 exons. Gene Ontology annotation, biological process: translation.
AUCCUGUUCAAAAAUACUCUGUAAUCUUGUCGACCAUUUAAUCACGUGUUGUUCGAUUAAGAUGUCGGCUCACAAAACAUUUAUUAUCAAGCGAAAGCUUGCUAAAAAGUUAAAGCAAAAUAGGCCAAUUCCUCAAUGGGUCAGAAUGCGUACUGGCAAUACUAUCAGGUAUAAUGCAAAACGACGUCACUGGAGAAGAACAAAAUUGAAAUUGUAAAAUAAAUUGUAUAUCUGGUUGCUAUACUUAUGUCAUUAUGCAUUAAUUAAUUUCUAAAUAAAUUCUAAU